AUGGAUUGCGCCGGAGGAGGGCUGCAGAGGGUGCGGUCGAGGCCCUUCCUGCUCCGAUGUUUGAGCAACAGCGGGCUAGAGAGCGGGCUGCUGGAGGACAUCGCGGACGUGUGCGAGGCGGAGGACGUGUCGGCGCUGUCGCUGGCGCAGGCGGCGGUGCCGCUGAGGGAGGCCAGCGCCAAGCUGUUCCUGACGACGCGCGAGGCGGCAGCGCUGGUGGAGGCCUGUAAGGAGCUGUGUGUGGAGGAGGGCGUGCGGUUCGACGGCCACGGCGGUGGGUUGCCAUACGAGGAGGCCGCGAAGGGGCCCGGCGAGAAUCUGCCCGCGGUCAGCCCCACGCUCAGCUGCGGCGCGUUCAGCGUGGGCCGGCUGAGCGUAGACGGCGUCGACGCGCGCAGCGUGGGCAAGCUGAGCACGGACGAUGUGAAUGAGUCCCUGUUGACCGUCAGCACCGACUCGUGUGAUUCUUGCGGGGAGGAGGAGGGCGGCGCUGCGCGGUUGGUGCGCGGGACCAAGGCCGGUGCCAAGGUCGGCCAGAUCGGCGAACAAUCGGCUCGGGUGGGCGCAGAGAGGUGUGAGCGGGAGGGCUACCGGCCCCUCGCUUUGGACCCCGCCGAUUUGGCCAAGGAGGAGUUCUUACCGAGCGGGAGUACGGAUUCCUGUGUGGUGAGCGAGCUAGAGGCCGCCCAGCUGGACCACGGGAGCGCCAGAGAAGCGACUGACCCGUCUGCGCCCUGCGCGGUCAACCAGCCGGGCGUGGGUCAGUCGAAUCACGCCAAGGGGCGGCCGACUGCGGAGGCGUCCAAGGGGCGGAGGGAGGGUUCGAUCGGGGGCGCCGGGCGUCGGCAGUCGGACAGGGUCCGCCUGGCCAAGGAGCGCCUGUCUGGGCGCGCAGGCGGAGGACUGAAAGAGGGCCAACGCCGGGUGGCGGAAGCCGAGGGAAGUGCACCGGGAGGCCUCGACUGCUCGGAGGGUGCCGACAGGUCAGCCAGUAUGCCUGUGCGCAGCUUGCUUGGGGACACAGCCCUGGGAGGGGUGCCGAGCCGGCCAACCUCCGCCAUCCCUGCCAGGCCUGGGCAAGGGAGUGACAGAGCGGGGGUUGGUGACUGCGGCGAGGAGUGCAGUCCCGGCCUUGGGAAGGAUGCUUUGGCUGUGAGGCGUGUGGGCCAGGCAAGUCGACUGCCUGGGCCAAGGAAGCCAGGGGAGGGGCUGACGAUUCGAACAGGCAGGCCUGCAGUGGAGGAUAUCUUUUCCCCACAGUCUGGAGGCUCCCCAGCUGCUGCCCAAGCUGUCGUGAACGCCAAGCUUCCCAAGAAGUCGUUGAUGCCUGCCCCGCCUGCCGUGGAGGACAGUGCACCCCAGCAGCGGGACCGCAUCAAGGCAUCGUCCAUCGGCAGCAUGAAGCCUGCUGUGUCCGAGGCCAGAAUACCUGAGAAGCCCAGUAUUAGGACACAUGAGAAGUCCAAGAUCAGGGCGCCAGAGAAAAUGUCAGCUUCUGUGAAGAAGGAUGGAUCCGUCGAGGACGGGCUAACGAAGGAACGGCUGUCUGGGAUAAGGGGUUCGUUUGAAGGCUAUGAGGUAUCUUGCCCUGCAAGUUUCAUACCCAGGGGCCCGACAACGCCCGACGUGGACGAUGUGAAGUGUGGGCCCUCGGUGCGGGGACGGGACGAGCGGGACAGGGCGGAGUGUCCACAGGAUAAUGGCCAGCCUGGCGCUGGCGUCAGCAGUUGUAAGAAUACUGUGUCGAAAUUGGGCAAACUGCCUUCGAAACGCAAGGAAGGAACAGGUUUGCCAGCUGACAAUUCAUCAACCAGUAGGAGAGAAGAUUAUCCGGAACCAUCUGGAGAAAUGGAUGAAUCCGCAUCUGCAAAUCAAAGAUGUGCAGACUCCCAGGCUGGUGGGGCGACCACCACUGUUGCGGUGCCAGAGGUUGCCAGAGAUGCUGCAACCGAAGAGGAGAAGAAGGCUCUCCUUCAGUGGUUUGAAGACCCUCCGGCGGGCCCUGUCGUCGCACCGAAGCCCAUGUCGAUUCGCCACUCCCGCCGAAGUGUUUCGAAACCUGACGAGCAGCAAGCAUCGAGCCACACUGAAGACUCCGAGCAGAGAGGGGAGAGCAUUGGCAGCCAAGCUCCAGAGUGUGGAGAUGGCGUUUCACCCGUUAAUGCUCCGCAAAGGUCCAGCCAGCCGGGCCUUAGUGAGGCAGGUGGCGACUGUGGACCAGCAAGCGAUGGGGCACAUGCUGUUAGGGACAAGAGCUCUGCGGCAGUGUCUACGGGGACUGUGGCGAAGCAGGAAAGGGGAGAGCAUCCUGCCGGAGAGCAGCAGUGCCCAACUGGUGGAGAGCACACAUCGCGGGUGGGAAUGGGCCAAGGGACAGUUAAGGUGAAGCAGCGGAAGCUGGGGAAGGGCAAGAUGUCUUUGGUGAUGAAAGGAAGGAAAGCUGUGGACACGAUGCCGGAGAAAGUGGAUACAGCAGGUUGUGAGUCCCAGGGUGGUGUGCAGAUGCUGGACAGCGCCAAGGUGCCCAGGAAUGCAGAUAGUGCAGACGAAUCAGUGUCGGAGAAGACGAAUGCAGCUUCUGAAGGAGGACCCAAUGAGAUGCCUUAUGGCGAUGCCCACCAGCCAGCUGUGGUGUGUGCAAAGAUCGCACUGCAGCCUGUGCAGCCCGGUGGGAGUGGAGCCAAAAAGACUGCUGUCAGGGCGGAAGCAAGGACAUCGGUGGCAAUCGAUCGCACAUCAGAGGCAGCUGCGCAGCAGAGUGUGAGUGGGGAGGAGAGCAUUGCAGGUGCAGUGGCGGAGGAGAGAAGCCUGCUGGCAAUGGCCAGCACAGCCUCAAAGGCCACCGAUGGCAAGGAAGGGCCUGUUGCAAGUCAGCCUGCGAAACAGAGCAGGAUAGCGGCACCUGCAGGGGGCAAAAGCAAGGCAGGCAUCUCCCCAGAUGCGUCCAGGGCAAUUGCUGCACCCAAGGAUGCAGCUGCAGGAACGACACAGAAGGCCAAGUCCUCUCGAAAGAAGCCUGAAGUGAAAGCUGCAGCCAAACUGGCGGCUGUGAACAAGGAGAGUGCCCUUCCAAAGAUGCCUAAACUCAAGGCGCCACGGUCCAAAGGGAGUGGUGUGGCCAAGCCAAAGGAACCUGAGCCGGCAGCUGCAGGAUCUGCCUUGAAGGGGAGUGUGAUUCCCAGAAGCCCAGGGCCAGUCAAGGCCAAAGGAGAUACUGUUGAAGUGGCCAAAACGAAAGAUCGCAGUGUGGCAUCUGUUGGGCCGACACCAAAGGACACUGUUAUUCCUAAGACACCAGAACCGACCAAGGAACUGACAUCACACCCAGUUGCAGUGAGCAGUGCAGAUGCAGUGGAGGCACAGGCCGUCACGGCUGUCAAGCCUGUCCAGAAGCAGAGUUCAAUUCCCAAACUAGCAGGAGUGGGCAGGCGACCAGAGUCGACAGCAGACGCUGAAGACACUGGGGCAGCCACGGCCAAAGCAGAGGUGCACGCUCCAGUUGCUGCAGCGCUCUCCCCCAAGGGGAGUGUCAUUCCGAAGACGCCAAAGGCACCUAAAGGAUCAAAGACCCAAAUGGAGUCCUCAGUAAAAGCAUCUGAGAAGAAGACCAGGCCUGCUGCCACUGCGGGAGCUGCGGGCAGCACUGGCAUCCCUAAGGCUUCCAGCACACCCAAGACUGCGACGGCGGAAAGAGAUGCAUUUGCUGAUGGGGUCAAAAAGGAGGCUGAGGCUGUGGCGGCUCCAGUUGUUGCGAACAAGGAAGCUCUUGUUUGCAAGGGUGCUGAGGCGCCCGUGCAGACGACUCAGCAUGCAGUCGGGGGUGCAACAGAUGAGAGCGAGCCACCAAAACAAGCAAAACCGAUGAAGCCUGUGGCGCCGGGGGCAUCAAUGAGCAAGGAGAGUGUUAUUCCCAAGCUGCCAAAGGCACCUACGACUCUGGCAUACCAAGAACCUGCCUCUGAAGGUCGCACUGAAAGAAGCGCUGAUCGUGUGUCUGCCACAGCUGCUGCAAGCAAGGACGGUGUUGCUCUGAAGGCUGCAGAAACGCACGAGGUGAUGAAGGCCAAGGACGUCCUCUCAGCUGCAGGUACACCUGAGGGCACCAGCGCAGUUUCUAAAGCAGUGAAAUCGCCUAAAAUAGCAGUGGCCAGGAAGUCUGUGUCUGCAGGCCAGGCAGUGAAAAAUGAGGCUGCAGCUGCAAGCAAAGAGAAUGGUAUAUCGGAAGUUUUGAAAGCUCCGAAGGUUGCAAAGGCUGAAAAGCCUGCUGCGGCAAAUGAGACGGGCGGGGAGGUGGCAGCUGGAUCUGUUUCAGCAGUACCAGGCAAGGGAAGCAUCAUCCCCAAAUCGCCCAAAGUGGUGAUGCCCAGAAAGCCUGUGGCCGCAUGUCAGGCUGAAAAAGUGCCUGCCGUUGUGGCCACUGCAGCAAUUGCAAAGGGGGAGAGCAUCAUUCCUAAAUCGCCAAGGGUGAUGAAGUCUAUGCCUCGGGAAGGUGCCAGUGCGAUUCCCAAAGUCGCUGAAUCGCCCAGAAUGCCUAAGGCCCAGAAGCUGUCUGGUGCUGGGCAGGUCGAGAAGAAGUGUGGGGCUGUGGUUGCACCCAAAGGGAGGCCCACUCCCAAGGUCGAUGCUUCGUCAGGAGUGGUGAACGUCCAGAAGCCUGUGGCUGCUGUCCUGCCUGACAAGGAGGUGGUGGGCAGUUCGUCUGCAGCUUCUGCAAACAAGAGUUCCAUUCCCAAGCUUUCGGAAGGAAGACAGGCGCCAGAAUCCCAAGAGCCUUCAGUGUCGAGCAGCGAAGGUGGCACUGCUGCGACUUCCCAGGAGGCCGAGCAGCCUGCGUUGGCAGUGAGCCAAGAGGUUGCGGUUCCAAAUCGGACCGAAGCCAGAACUGAGCCUGCAGUUUCAGACGAGGCGAGCACUAAUCCCAAGGUCGCUGAGACUCCUGCGCCUGCAAAGACCCAAGGGAAUGCAGUGUCUGGUGGCGCUGAGUGCAAGGAACUGGCUACCACAACAGUUGCCAGCAAGAACAAAGUUGUGCCCAGGGCCGCUGGGGCGCCCAAGGUAGCGAAAGUCCAGAAGGCUGGAGCUGAAGGUGGGGAUGAGAGAAAGGGACAGGCCAUGGCCUCUGCAGACAGCUCCAUCAAAGAAGCUGUCAGCACGAAGAGGGCUAACGUGGCACAGGCGGUAGAGGCUGUCAAGGGCAAGGUGCCUGCUGUGGGCGACGCGGCCCUGACAACAGGGGCCAAAGUGCCAAAGGAGGUGGUGAGCUGUACACCAAGAAAGGAGCGAGCGGCAUGGAAGGAAAGUUCCAUUCCAAGAAGCCCCAAAGUGGUGAAGGAAGUGGCUGCGGAAGCUACUACAGCCGGAAGUGCAGCGCAGAAGAAGCAAUCAGCUGCCGUUCCUGCAAGAGCAUCACAGGUUAAAGACGCCAAUCCAAGAGACCCGGCACCAGCUAAAGAACAGGUGGGUAAGGAAUCUCCAGGUGCACAUGCUGAGGGUGGACGUGGUGAGCCCUUGGUGGCUACUGGAGUGGCAAAGGAAGGCAGCGCUUCGAAACGCAGCAGUGCUGGGAAGACGCCAGCCUCUCACAAGGCUGAGGCUCCAAGCAAUGCCGAAAGGAAACCUGCAACUGCAGUGCGGGGCGAAAAGAGCAGUGCACAAAAGGCUGUGGAGGUGACCAAGGGUUUGAAGGAAGCCAGAGAGAAGAUGGGAAAGAAGGCAGAGGUGCCAACUGUGGCGGUCGUCCAGGAGAAGAUCGUCAUCCCCACAACUUGUGACAGUGCAAAGGAAUUGCAAGCUCGUGAGCUCAAGGCUGAAGGCACGGUCAAGGAGGAGCUUGCCACAUCAAUGGUGGAGCAGACCCUCGAGAACGCCGUCCCCAGUCCUGCAGAAGUGGUGACAGCCGAAGUCGUUGUCCCAGCAGCAACGAUUGGAGCCAACGCCACUGCGCAGAAGGAAAGCCCAAGCCAAGGGAGCGGUGCUGACAGAAAAUCGCAGAGCAGUUUGGAGGAAUCUUCGAUGUUGGUGGAGAUUCCACAGAAGGACAGAGUGACUCCAAAGAGCGGUGAAUCUUCCCCUGCAGCGGGAAGCCCUGGACUACAAGGCAAGGACUACAGGCCAGCGAGGGCAGAGACUUGUGUCAGUGUUGAUGUCCCACGCACACUUGCAGAGACUGACGCGGCAGCGAGCAAGACUUCAGCUGCACAUGCACAGGAGUGUGUCGCACCUCCAAGCAUUGAAGGGCACACUGGUGUCUCUGCUGAGCUUCAAGUUGGUACGGCAGGGGCUGCAGCAGGCACCGAUGGACAGGAUCUCGUGCGCGCAAGUGUGGAAUGCGCAGAUUCUGCUAGGAAGCUGCAGAGUGCUCAGGUGAACCCGCCAAGCAGUGCCUGUGAAGGGACAGAGGAAACAGGCCCUUCACAGCUUGAAGACUCUAUUGCACCUUCACCAGCACAAGGGGAGAGCACUGCGGUGGAGGAAGCGAAACCUCCUGCAAAGCCAGUUGCUUCUCAUCCAGUGGCAGAUGAGGUAGUCAUGGUGGAACCUGCACCAUCUGAGGCGCAAGACGGAGGUUCAGAAGCUGGCUGUGCCACUGUGGGCGAGCCUGUGGUCUCUGAUAAGGAGGCCACUGCCCUGCCAGACCAUUCUGUGGCAACAUCCCAGCCUGCAGAAAGUUGUGUGACAUCCGCAAGUGCCGCACCUUGUGAAGCAGCACCUAAGGGAGAGAUGGAACUUAGGGAACCUGUCUCGAGCUGCGAUGCUCACAAGACUGCUGUUCCGAACCCUGAGGGCGCCACAGCCGUCAUGGCCAGCAUCCCUGCUAAAUUGGCCACGGGCAGUUCUGUGGCAGAGACCAAGGUUUCAGAGUCUGUCACCGCAACAGAUGUUGCCAGCGCUGCUCAGGGGUGCAGUGUGGGGCUGCGUCAGCCAUCAAAGGAAGCUGCAAAUUCUGCUGAGAGUGGGCAGGGAGACGGCACAGCUGCCUCCAAGCGAGACAGCCAGGUUGAGCCUCACACUGCGAGCUCUGAAUCUGUGGAGAAGCCUUCUGCCAAAGAAUGCGAUUCUGGGAGCACUGCAGCAAGGGCCUCAGAUGGAGCUGCAAGCUCAGAAGAUGAGGAAUGGCUGAAGGAGCAGACUGCAGCUGUGCUUGAGAAACUGGAUGCCAGGACGUCGGCACCACAAGUUCGACGAGGCGUCGGGAGGAGAAUGCUGCCCGGAAUGUGGGAUGAGCGGAAGUCUCCAGAAGUGCCCAGCAGAGAUUAUUCGGCACGGCGAGCCACCAACAGCAUUCGUGGGGGCAGGACUGCCAGAGCACCUUCCAGACCAGCGUUUGACUCUCGGCCUGUGCGGAAACCUGGCCUGUUCAACCCUUGCGAUGACGACAUUCCAGGGUCGAGGCGAAGACUUGCCGCAUUGGAUGUGGAGCCCACAAGGCACACUCGGGCAUCCGUGCACAGCGCAGCCUCCGUGCGUCCUGCGGUGCCACACUCUGGCUCUGUGUCAAUGCGCACCACAUCAGCUCGCACUGCCUCCACACACUCUGUGCCAGCACGCACUGUUUCAAGGGCCGCCAAGACCAGUGUACCUGUCCCAUCUGUGCCUAAGUCCGUGCCCGCAAGGACAAGAGCACAUGCACCUACAGCAUCUGCACCUAAAUCCGUGCCAGCAAGGACAAGCUUGCAUGCUGCUACAAAGGCGGCUGCCCCUGGGGUGUCGAGGACAGCAGCGGCACGAGCCACUGGGACCCGUUCUGCUGGCGGUGCGGUGUCCCGUGCCACACCCGUGCGAACGCCUGCGACCAGGCCUGCGGCCAGCAUGCCUCGGAGGGAGAGCCUGAUACCAAAAUCAUCCAAGAUACCGCAUCUUGCAAGCAUCCCCAAGGACGUCACAGAAGGUGCCAGCAGUGGGCAGGCAGGGGAUGGGAUGGAUGACACUGCCAAUGUUAGGCAGCUGCCCUCCCCGGUUGCUCAGGCAUUGAAGAGGCAGAGCACACCAGGGGUGCAGUCACCUGAAGUCAGGCCGCGCUCAACCAAACCCACCAAGGCGUCCUCGGCGAGGGAGCCAGCAUCUGUGCGGGGCCUGCUGAGGCGGGACACGUCGCCAUCUGUUGCAACACUGGCCAGGAGGCCCUCGACUCGCACAGAGCCAAAGCCUGCCAAGAGCACCAGGAGCACGCCCCCUGCGCCAGAGUUCUCGCGGUCUGUGCCGCGGUGUGCUCAGAUAUCCAGCAAGUCGCCCUUGCCUCCUGCAGCACGGCCAAAGUCCCGGACAUCGACCCUGUCGCAGCUGCAGACUGCUGCGGGUCGGGUAAGGAAGGUUGCUGCUGCUGCUGCUGCACAGCCCUCGCCAGCCUUCAGGCCGCCAACAGUCCGCCCCAAGAAAAUUGAGGACCAAAGGGAAGUGCAGGAGCGACGUAGGGCUGCCCAGCGCCCUCGAGUGUCGACUUCCUCUUCUGGCUGGCAGCCACCCGCUCCCCCCAAGAUCAGCCGGCGCCCCACACAACCAGCGAAGCCAGCAAAGUUGGCACCGAAGGCACUUGGGACUACAACAGAGGAAAUAUACUACCGCCAGGUCAAGGAUGCGGAGGCGGCAAAGAAGCGCCAGGGCCAUGUGAAGGCAACAUCCACGACCCGCACCUCCACGGUGGAGCGGAGCCACUCGCAGGUCACCCGGACCGUGGUGGAGACGUACGAGAGGAAGCAGGGCAACAAGGUGAUCAGGGAGGAGAAGAUCACCAGGGUGUCGACCCCCACGAGGGUGUCAGUGCCCCAGUACAUGAAGAGGACUGUGGCCCACUCGCCCAAGCUGGCGUCCGCCGCACGCGCGCACCACUGGAAGGAGGUGAUCGACCCGAAGAAGCAGGAGAAGAUGGAGGCGCUGCGCAGGAAGAGGGAGGACAAGAUGGCCAAGGAGUUGGAGGCGCGAGACAGGGUGAUAAGGUGGACCAGAGAAUCCAUAGUUUACAAGUCAAGUCCGAUGCCUCUUUUCGGAGAUCAGUAUCCGGAAGACGGCACGUGUGCAGCCGCACAGAACGAGGGCCAUCAAGAUAGCCACGAAGAUAGCCAUCAAGCAACGCCCCCAGUGGAGUGCCCUGCGCUCGGCAGCGACGCUGUGCAAGUUCCAAGCCCAGAAGUAGUAGUUUAG
Molecule: messenger RNA, 9138 nt
Organism: Ostreobium quekettii
Lineage: Eukaryota; Viridiplantae; Chlorophyta; Ulvophyceae; Bryopsidales; Ostreobiaceae
Source: the annotation of a GenBank genome assembly